Lactuca sativa (garden lettuce) is the source of this 525-nucleotide messenger RNA. RefSeq lists its product as uncharacterized. The record is from RefSeq and is a predicted model, not a curated record. NCBI's taxonomy places the organism in Eukaryota, Viridiplantae, Streptophyta, Magnoliopsida, Asterales, Asteraceae.
CCUUAAAUCAAUCACUCAAAUUCCCUAUUUCUCCAUAACUUCAAACAUUCUCUUCGAUUCCUUUAUAUCACUCUUCAAUUUCGAAGAAAUGGAAUCAAUGAAGAUGAAGCUCUUCGUCGCCGUCGUUGUAAUGUUGAUGGCCGUAUCGGCCGUGACAAACGUCAAUGCACAAAUGGCUCCGGCCCCUGCUCCGACCUCCGACGCCGCCGCUUUCGUCCCUACCGCCGUCGCCUCCAUCAUUGCUCUCUCAUUUGGGUUUCUGUUUUGAAUUGAUUUGAGCUUCGAUUUCAUAUGAUGUAGAGAUUCAUUUUGUUUGAAGUUAUGGUAUGUAGAGUUUCCUUCUUCGAUCUCAUAUAUUGUCGAGAUUGAAGGGGAAAAUGCUUUAAUGUCAUUAUUUAAUGUGUUUUUUUUUUUUUUUUUUGUUUAAUUCUUCUCAUUUUGUGUUAAAUUGUGAUGUUGCUAUUGUAAUAUUCUUGAACAUAAUGCAUUUUCGGUGACUGUAGUUAAAUAAAUAUUUUUCUUGUA